GCAAUAGGGGUAGCCAUAUUUCCUCGUGCUCUCAUUUCUAGGUGGAUUAUCCUUAAUCCUCCUUUUCUUAUUUUCCCACUUUGUCCCUGUUACUAGGGUUAGUUUUCUUCACUCGUAACUUUCCAUGGCAGAAGUUGAGUACAGAUGCUUUGUUGGUGGGCUUGCAUGGGCCACCGACAGCGAUGCUCUCGGGAAAGCCUUUUCACAAUUCGGAGAAAUCGUCGAAUCGAAGGUUAUCAGUGAUCGUGAAACUGGAAGAUCAAGAGGAUUUGGAUUUGUGACGUUCGCAACGGAACAGUCCAUGAGAGAAGCGAUCGAAGGAAUGAACGGAAUGGAUCUUGAUGGCCGUAACAUUACUGUGAACGAGGCUCAGAAUCGCGGUAGUGGCGGUGGAGGAGGUGGAGGUUAUAAUCGUGGCGGUGGAGGAGGUGGAUACGGAAGUGGUGGAGGUGGAUAUGGAGGUGGUGGUGGUGGGGGUUAUAACCGUGGUGGAGGAGGAGGAGGAUAUGGUGGCCGUCGUGAAGGAGGUGGUGGCGGUUAUGGUGGUGGAGGCGGAUACGGUAGUGGUGGAGGAGGAGGUGGUUAUGGAGGUGGACGUGACCGUGGUUAUGGAGGAGGCGGAGACGGUGGUUCCCGCUACUCAAGAGGAGGCGGCGGCGGCGGUGGAUCUGAUGGAGGAAACUGGAGGAAUUAAGCAUGUGUUGAAUGUUGAAUUAGGUUUUUAGUGUGUGAAAUGAAAUGAUCUGUUAUUAUGCCUUAGAGGUUAUUCUAGCAUUAUGAUUUGGAAAUGUCCUUUUGUGGUUUCUGAAUGUCUCUGUUCUGAAUUCGUGUUACUCAUCUGGUUCUCCUUUUUGACCUCUCGAUUUGUGUACUGCUUGUUCAUAAACAGUUCAUCAAAGAAUAGUCAGAAGUUAAGAUCCAACAGUUUCUACUUCUA
This is a messenger RNA of Cicer arietinum (chickpea), 937 nucleotides long. RefSeq lists its product as uncharacterized. Gene Ontology annotation, molecular function: RNA binding. The record is from RefSeq and is a predicted model, not a curated record. NCBI's taxonomy places the organism in Eukaryota, Viridiplantae, Streptophyta, Magnoliopsida, Fabales, Fabaceae.